UAAGAUCCGGGGCGGACCCCUCUCUUUUGUUCCCGGGCUGCGGCAGCGGGAGCGGCUCGGGGGUGCGGUCUCUAAGAAAAUGGCAGACAAACCAGACAUGGGAGAGGUCGCUAGCUUCGACAAAGCCAAGCUUAAGAAGACAGAAACACAGGAGAAGAACACGCUCCCCACCAAAGAGACAAUCGAACAAGAGAAAAGGGGUGAAGUUUCCUAAGGCCCCGGACACACCCUCGAUGGGACCCCCAGUCCUGAUUUUUGAAGCUCUACCUGAAUCAUCACGGCCGAAGACAUGAGGCACCACCUGGGUGCUUGAAGCUCUGAUACUUAAAUGGACUUAAGAUUGGACCCACCACACUCACCCGUUGAUCUUGAAAUGUCCUAGAAAGUUACCUGUAGGACUUGUGAAAAUAAAGUACGUUGCGAAAUGUC
Messenger RNA from Tachyglossus aculeatus (Australian echidna), 429 nucleotides. It is a transcript of the gene TMSB10, whose product is annotated as thymosin beta 10. The coding region runs from base 80 to 214 and encodes 44 amino acids. Gene Ontology annotation, biological process: actin filament organization; regulation of cell migration. The transcript is spliced from 3 exons. The record is from RefSeq and is a predicted model, not a curated record. NCBI's taxonomy places the organism in Eukaryota, Metazoa, Chordata, Mammalia, Monotremata, Tachyglossidae. Gene Ontology annotation, molecular function: actin monomer binding. Gene Ontology annotation, cellular component: cytoplasm.